Molecule: messenger RNA, 6217 nt
Organism: Cryptomeria japonica (Japanese cedar)
Lineage: Eukaryota; Viridiplantae; Streptophyta; Pinopsida; Cupressales; Cupressaceae
Exons: 5
Coding region: 31-4152 (1373 amino acids)
Biological process (GO): telomere maintenance; DNA repair
Molecular function (GO): DNA helicase activity
Source: RefSeq, a predicted model, not a curated record
UGUAGUAUUUGUAAGGAAAGAUAUAUUGGAAUGCUGCUAUGCAGGAACCAACAACCCAUUAUUUGUUCAAGAUGCUUUUCUGAAAAUGGUGUUCAUCGUUUCUCCUUGGCAAAUAACUUAGACCCAGGUGAGCAACCUGUUGUCUUAAAAAAACUUACCCAAGUAGAAGAGAUGCUUAUAGCUAGGGUUGCUCCUCUUUUGCAAGUCAGACAUGGAAAAGGUGGCCAAUACAAAUAUUCUGGUCACACAAUAAGUUUCCCCCAAGAUAUUUCAGAAAUUGCAAAGCUUUUGCCACGAAGACUAAAAGACCUUGAAGUUCUUAUUGUCCAUCGAAGUAAUAUACAAGGCACAAAAUAUGAUUGUUAUGUGAAUAAAUUCCAUGUUAUGGAUGCAUUGAGCUAUAAAAUACAACAUGACCAGUACUAUAAUGAUGUUGUCAUAGACUUUGAUGCUGUCAACCUGCUUCCUAAUACUACAACAGAUAUAUCAAAUAUGCUACGCUCUUUAGAAGAGCAUACUAAUGUAACAGGUAUUCCACCAACAGAAGACCUCCUGGACAAUUACAAUGAAUAUGAUGCAAAUAUGUCAUCAUCUUUUGUUCCAAAACUGCCUCCUCCACCCCGCGAACUAGAUACAGUUAAGAGAACCUUGCAGUUAGAUGUUGAUACUAAUAAUAAUAUCCCUUGGCCUGAAAUAAACUUGUCUCCGAUAAAUGAAUAUAAUACAAUAGGCUUGUUAGGCAUGGCAUUCCCAACCCUUUUCCCAUCUGGAGUUGCACUUCCACUACAGCCACGUAUCAAGCAUGUUUAUUUACAUGAAUAUGCUCUCCACUUACUUAGAUAUGCUGAUCAAAGAUUUGGGCAGCAUGUUAGAUUCCGGUAUUAUAUUUACAAUCUAAUUAUGAGACAUCGUUCGCAACAAUCUGCAGCUAUCUUCAUUAAAACUAAUUUGGGAGAGUCUGUCCCAACCACUAUCGAAGCACUCCAUGGACGAUUGCAAAACACUCCUGAUGAUCAGCUGCCUAACCAAUUGUUGCGCUUUGGCGCAACUCUUCGAGGCACCCGUGCAUAUUGGCGUAAAUCUAGAAAAGAGCUCGCUGCAAUGAUCUCCCAAUUGGGGCCCCCAACACUGUUCUUUACAUUAAGUUCAGCUGAUACCAAAUGGCCUGAUUUGCAUAGGCUCUUCUCUGAAAAUGAUGGCCAAACCACACAGUUUACAAGAAAACAACUUACAGACCAUGUGAUCUGCAAUCCACAUAUAACAGCAUUAUACCUUCACAACAGAUUUGCAAUAUUUCGUGAAGAAAUUAUUCAAAAGUUGUUCCAAGCAAAGGAUCAUUGGUAUAGGUAUGAAUGGCAACAUCGAGGCUCAGCCCAUAUUCAUGGCUUCUUAUGGCUCCCUGGAGCACCAAAUAUGGAGACCAUUAAUUGGACAGAUGAUAAUGAGGUGCAAAUGGCAAAAACUUUCUUCGACCAAUAUGUUUCUGCUUGGAACCCUCGCAUUGCAGCAGACCGCAUGAAUGCAAUGCCGUACACUGCAAUGGAUGACCCUUGCCUAGCUGAUACAAAAAAAAUCUUCACCAUGGAUGCUGCAUUGGAUUAUGAAGCAUUGCUUAAUACUUUACAGAGACACACAAAAUGUACAGAACAAACAUGCCUCAAGAAAAAAGGUCCCACAUUUGAAUGUCGUUACAAAGCUCCAUGGGUUCAACAAGAGAUGUCUACAUUGACAGUUGACAAUGACAACAACCCAUGCUAUAAACCUGCAAGGAAUGAUGAUCGUUUAAAUAUUCAUAAUCCUUGGAUGCUUUCACUAUGGAGGGCUAAUAUCGAUUGUCAACCAGUCACUUCAAAAAAAGCUGUCCUCCAAUACAUUUCAAAGUAUGCUUCAAAAUCAGAAAACAAAUCGCAAUCCUAUAUUGAAAUGCUGAAAACAAUACUAAAUACAAGUAAAUCUGAAGAUAGCAUUUUAUUAACAUAUCAGAAAUUUAUGAUGGGCAUAGUAGUAGACCGUGAUAUCAGUGCACAAGAAACUUGCCAUAUGUUACAGAAAUUGCCUCUUCUAAGUUGUAGCCGACAAUUUGUCUCUCUAAAUGUUGGCAGAAAAAUACUGCACCGUGUCAUAAAAUCAGAUAAUGGAGCUGACCUUUCCACAACUUAUAUCCAUGCUUAUAUGCAGCACCCUUUUGAAUUAAAUGCAACAAAUUUGCUACAAUCAGCACAAGGGUUUUCCUAUAAUUCUCAACGCAAAAAAACAAAAUGGCACAUCAGGGAUAAAAAAGCAAUUGUGACUGUAUAUCCUCAGUUUACAGAGCCUCCAAAUGAAGAUACCAAUCAGUUUGAGAUUUUUUGUUUGUCUGAAUUGCUGCUAUACAAACCAUUCCGUGACAUCCCAACUGAAAUAGGAGCUUCAAAGGAACAAAUUAUAAAAAAUUGGAAAAACUUUAAAAAGACAAAUUACAACCGUUUGGGAAAUCAACAAAUUAUAGAUGAUUGCACCCUUCCAAACGAAGAUGACAGUGACAAUAAUGGUUCCCAACAUCAAGAUGAUACAAAUCUGUACGAGUGGGAGCAGCUCUCACAAAUGGGAGCUUCAAAUAACUUUGUCCAGAAUGAUCUGCAAAUGCUAGGCCGUCGUGAUUACGAUAUUAGCCACUUUUGGGGAGCAACUGUUGUGGUUGAUCAACUAGACUCCACUGCCCUUCAGUUCAUACCUACAAGCAAGCUAAAAUCCCAACACACUAGCAUGCAAAUCUCCAGCCAAGACACAAAAAAAAACCAGCUAUCGCCUCAGCAAAAAGUUGCGCUCAACAUCAUUCUACAACAUCAUAAUAAUCAAUCUGCAACAACACCUUUACGAAUGAUUGUUCAAGGCACUGCUGGCACUGGUAAAUCAUUUUUAAUAGAUUGUAUUAGAAGAGAAUUAAACAUAUCUCCACCUAUGGCGGAAAACCCAUUACUUGUUUUAGCACCAACAGGAGUUGCUGCUUUUAAUAUACAAGCGACAACAAUCCAUGCAGGGUUGCGCAUACCUAUAAGAGAAAUGCAUCCUUUGACAGGGCAAUCAUUAAUGACAUUGCAAGAGCAAUUGAAACAUAUCAAAUAUAUUCUGAUAGACGAAAUGAGCUUUUUGGGCCCGAAACUACUACUUAAGAUAGAUAACCGUUUACGCCAAGCAUUCCCUAACAAACAACAUGACAUCUUUGGUGGCAUGUCCAUGAUUCUUGUUGGUGAUCUUGCUCAGCUUCCCCCUGUUAUGGAUAAACCUAUAUAUGCUUCACACUCUACAGCCCUCAGUUUAUGGCAUUCUUUUACUAUUGUCAUAACAUUGGACACUAUUUUCCGCCAGCAAGGUGCAUCUAUAAGACAACAACAAUUCAGAGCACUUCUUCACAACUUAAGAAACGCUCAAGCACUCCAACAUGAUUGGCAGUUUCUAAUGUGCCAGACAAAUGCAACAUUAACUAUUCAACAAAAGAAAGAUUUCAACUCUUCAAUCCACUUGUUUGCAACAAAUGAAUCUGCACGCUUGCAUAACAGGAAAAUGCUCAAAGAAUUAAAUUUGCCUGUCGCUCUAAGUUUAGCUAAAAUUGCUAAGCAAACAAAUACUGAAUAUGACACCAAUGAACAGCUACCAUUGGAAGUAUUACUUUCUAUUGAUCAGCAAGUGAUGUUAAUAGCUAACUUGUGGAUCAAAGUUGGCCUUGUUAAUGGUGCUAUUGGUCUCAUAAAACAAAUUGUAUAUGAAAACAAUACAAAACCACCAGACUUACCAAAAUAUGUGGUUGUCCAAUUCAAUGAUUAUAAUGGUCCUCCAUGGGAUAUAGCACAUCCAAAAGAUAUACCCAUUUUGCCAAUAACGCGAGGUAGGCGUACGCAAGUGCCUUUAACAAUGUCUUGGGCCAUCACUAUUCACAAAUCCCAAGGUCUUACAUUAGAUACAGCUACCAUUGACAUAGGUAAUACUGAAAAGCAAGGCCUCACAUUCACAGCUAUUUCCAGAGUCAAGACAAUUGAUGGAAUACGGAUCGAACCACCAUUCUCUUUUGAAAGGUUUUCCAAACUGCAAAAUAAUCCUUACACAACCAUUAGAAAGAAAGAAGAAACUCGUUUGCAGCUACUCUCUGCGCAAACAGAUAUCUAUUCACCUUAAAAACUUUUGCUCCAAAACCAUCUUUCUUACAUUCCACUACUUUCAACAAGGUAAUUACAAUUUUACAUUGUCAUACCUCUUCACAACAUGCACUUUCUUAAUCGUCCCUCAUACUAACUCUUUUUCCCUCGCUGUUCAUUUUAGAUUUCAUUCAUUCUAAGACAUCCUCCAUGCUGCAUUGAACACCACACACAAGCCUUCCUAUCUAUACACGCUUCAAUAAUUGUCUACAGAUAUCUCAGGUAUAAUACAGCUGCAAUGCAUUGCGCAUUCACAUUGCUCACUCCUCCAACAUAUACAGCUAUCUCAGGUAUGAUAUGUCACUUUUAUUGCUUAGAAUGUACUCUAUUAACAAACUUUUAUACUAAUCAAUGUCAAUUAUACAAAGUUAUACACAAUAAAAACAAUGCUAUGCUUAGUAUGUUCUUUUUGACUGCAAAACAUCUGUUCCUCACCCCAUAAUUAAAUUUCUAAGUAUUUUAACACUAAAAUGAAUAUAUUUCUAAUCAGUUUAAAACUUUAUACAACUCGAGCAUUUGUAACAGCUUUUAUCAAUCUCAUUGUUAGAGGAACUAUAUAUUAUACCUCUGAUAAGUUUUGUUACAAAAGUGUCUCUUCAAUUCAAAAGUUACUGCAACAACACAAGCAACUCUCCCAGGUAUGAUAUUUACAUUUUUUUGGCUUCAAGCAUACUUUAUUGACACCUUUUAUUGCUCUAACAUUGCUCUCUGUCACUUUUAACUAACUUCCCUCCUUGUGCGCCAGCUACAGUACAUUGCCUCUCCAGUGCAAACCUUCUCAAUCAAACAUUCAGUCUAAAUUUCCUACUGCAAAUUGAAGGUAUGCAUACCUACCCAACACAUAUAGUUUACAUUCUCUUCUUUUUAUGUGGCCAUGUAAUUCUUUCAAGGCAUAUUCUAACAAAUCUUCAAAUAAAAUCAAUUAAUAAACAAACUUCUCUUUACCAUGCCACUUCAGUUGUUUUGGCACAUAAAUUGUAUAUAUGUUAAAUUUAAGAAACUAAUUCUAUUGCUUCUUUUUGUUGUAGAGAUACAUAUUAACAAAGAACCACAUACCCAUGCUUGGACACUUCUCACUUUUCAAGUUAGCACUGGUUGUAGCUAAAAAGUCUUCUCAAUGUCAAUUAUACAAAGUUAUACACAAAAAAAACAAUGCUAUGCUUACUCUGUUCUUUUUCCCUACAAAACAUCAACUUUCUAACUCUUUUAAAACUAAAAUGAAUAUAUUUCUAAUCAGUUUUAAACUUUACACUACUCAAACAUUUCUAGCAGCUUUUAUUAAUCUCGUUCUUAGAGCAUCUAUGUAUUGUCCUCUGAUAGCUUUUCUUACAAAAAUGUUUCUUCCAUUCAAAACUGACUGCUGCAACAUAAACAACUCACCCAGGUAUGACAUAACAAUCCUAUGCUUAGUCUGUUUUUUUCCUUUUUUUUUUUUAUAUGCAAAGAUAGAAGAGAGAGAAAUAAUAGUAUCUAAGUUUCUAUAUAUGCUAUGAAACAUUUGUUUCAAUCUAUACCACUAUUAAGCUCCAUCUCACAAUAUCAGAAAUAUGUAUCUGUACAAUUUCACAGUUAAAUAGAAGACGACAUAAAACUUGUGGAUGACUGCAUCUUUCCCUCUCAUCUGAAACUUUUGUUUUACAAAUACUUUCCACAUGUGAUUUCAAAGAAAGGAUGCAAGGCCCGCAACACAUCAGGCAACCUGAGCCAAUCUCAAAGCCUCCAAUUUCCAUAUACCAGUUUUCAGGAUUAGACCAUACCAGAGCAUGUCAACAUAUGAAGGUGACUUGGUGGCAAAAUGCUACUUUACAAAGCACAACACCUGUGUAUUAUCCUCUAAUGACUUUAGUUACAAAACUCUCUAUUCCAUUCAAAAGUCACUACUGCAACAUUAACAACUCACCCAGAGAUACAUAUUAACAGACAACAACAUACCCAUGAUUGCACUCCAUGUCGAUUACAACCAAACAUUUUCUGGUAAAACCUUUGACCGACCACACUAAAUCACCUUUCCUAUUUCACCAAUAUCCAUUCAUUUUGUUCCCCAU